GAGAGCUCGCAGUUGUCUUUGCUCCCUAGGUCCGAGGGGGGCGGACAGCUGAGAAUACACACAGUGUCCUUGAGACAUGACUGCCCGAGGGUUUCCCAUCUUUAUUCCCGGCACAGCCUAAUAUUUUAACGCGUCUAUUUGACAAGAUGUUGGGUGUCUUUGUCAAGGCUGCGCUGCGGCCUGGCAUGGUGAAGCCAUGUCGCCUGGUCAGACCAGUCAUACAGAUCCCAGAGAGGUCUAUGGUGCACCAGGAGGGUUUACCUAAGCUGCCCGUGCCGCCCUUAAAGCAGACGUUUGAGCGAUACCUGGUUGCUCUGGAGCCCAUCGUCAGCGAGGAAGAGCUGGAACACACCAGGCAGCUGGUGAAGGAGUUCCUCCACGGUGGUGUCGGGGAAAGGCUGCAGAAAGGCCUGGAGCGACGGGCUGGCAAGACCGACAACUGGCUGUCAGAAUGGUGGAUGCAGUCAGCCUAUCUCGACUGCCGGAUGCCGUUGGCGGUCUACACCAGCCCUGGGGUUGUCCUGCCUCGCAUGCACUUCCGAGAUCGACAAGGACAGAUGAGGUUUGCUGCCAAACUGAUUGCAGGAGUUUUGGACUUUAAAAAAAUGAUUGACACUGAUACCCUGCCUAUAGAGUACCUGAGUGGGAAGCCACUGUGCAUGGACCAGUAUUACCAGAUCCUGUCCUCCUGCCGUAUCCCCGGUCCAAAGAGAGAUACUGUUGUGAAUCACAGCGGGAAACAACCUGUCACUCAUAUCACUGUGGUCCACAACUUCCAGUUCUUCGUCUUGGAUGUGUACCACAGCGAUGGCACCCCGCUGACAGUAGACCAGAUUUACAUGCAGCUGGAGAAGAUCUGGAACUCGUCUUUGCAGACUAACAAGGAGCCUAUUGGCAUCCUCACAUCACAGCACCGCAACACCUGGGGAAAAGCCUACAACAAUCUGAUUAAGGAUAAGACAAAUAAGGAGUCGGUCCGUGCCAUCCAGAAAGGUAUCUUCACAGUUUGUCUGGAUGCUCCGAUGCCACGGGUGUCAGACGAGCAGUACCCGAGCCGUGUGGCUGCACAGAUGCUGCAUGGAGGAGGAGCGCGCUGGAACAGCGGCAACCGCUGGUUUGACAAGACGUUACAGUUCAUUGUUGGUGAAGACGGCACAUGUGGACUGGUGUAUGAACAUGCACCUGCUGAGGGUCCACCCAUCGUGUUUCUCAUCGAUUUUGUGGUUAACUACGUGCUCCGCCCUGAAAUAGUUCGCACUCCCAUGGUUCCCCUGCCCAUGCCUCUGAAACUGCGUUUUAACAUCACCCCCGAGGUCAAGAGAGACAUCGAGAGUGCCAAACAAAAUAUGAACAUAAUGGUGCAUGACUUAGAUGUGAAGGCGCUUAUGUUUUCUCAUUUUGGAAAAAAUGUGCCAAAGAAACACAAGCUGAGUCCAGAUGCCUUCGUGCAAAUGGCUUUUCAGCUGGCGUACUUCAGGAUGUAUAGUUUUUGCUGCUCGACCUACGAGAGUGCAUCGCUGCGAAUGUUCAAAUACGGACGAACGGACGUUAUCCGCGCAACUACGGCAGACUCGUUUAAAUUUGUCCAGGCAAUGCAAGACCCAGCUAAACAGAACCCAGAGAGGCUGGCGCUGCUGAAGGAGGCCUCUGAGACGCAUAAGAAGAACACGUAUGAAGCAAUUCAUGGACACGCCAUAGACAGACACAUCCUCGGGCUGAAGAUGCUGAGUAUUGAAGACCUAACCUCCAUGCCCGAGAUAUUCAUGGAUACCUCUUUUGCCGUGGCUCAGCAUUUCAAUCUCUCCACCAGCCAGGUUGGCUCCAAGACAGACUGCGUUAUGUGCUUCGGUCCGAUGGUGCCAGAUGGCUACGGAGUGUGUUAUAAUCCCAUGGAUGAGCACAUCAACAUCGCCAUCACGGCCUUCAACAGCUGUGACGAGACCAACGCUGCCAAGUUUGCCCAGGCUGUAGAGGACGCUCUGUUGGACAUUAGAGCUCUCCUGGAAGACACAGCUACAGCUGAGCAGUGAUCCCACUCUGCAGCCCGGUCAACGCGUUUGUGUCCCGCCGGGCCGCACGGGAGCUGGAACUGAACCGGUGCCGGAGACGCUUGGCAGAACGCCACGCUGACGUAGAGGAUGUACCGAGAGUGCUGGAGGCGAGGAGGGAGGCUGCUAUCGAAGGGUCGUGGGAAGUGCAAUGUGUGACAGCCUUUGUGAUGAGGAAAUUCUAUAUUUUAAUAUAUUGCUAUUGUGUUAUACAGUAUAUAUAUAUAUAAACUUUAAAAUAAAAUGAUUUGCUGAUUGUAA
Cottoperca gobio is the source of this 2309-nucleotide messenger RNA. Its product is annotated as carnitine O-acetyltransferase-like. Lineage: Eukaryota; Metazoa; Chordata; Actinopteri; Perciformes; Bovichtidae. Gene Ontology annotation, cellular component: peroxisome. The transcript has 14 exons. The coding region runs from base 147 to 2030 and encodes 627 amino acids. The record is from RefSeq and is a predicted model, not a curated record. Gene Ontology annotation, biological process: carnitine metabolic process, CoA-linked. Gene Ontology annotation, molecular function: carnitine O-acetyltransferase activity.